AUAUGCACGCAGAAGGAGUAGGUAAUCUCAUCCGAGGGGUCAUUUAAGUCUUCACUGGGCAGCAGAGGAGGAGAGUGGGGAUUGAGGGACAAAAAUGGAUGCUGUGGCCGUGUUAGGUGGAGCAACUCCGACUCCCUAUGCUUCUUCCUCACUGGCUAGAAAUGGCCGCUUAUCCCACAGACCCACCCGCAGGCUUAAUCUACGCACCACCCACCUCGCCGCUUUCCAACCUUCGUCAACUCUCUUCACGUAUUCCCUAUCUCGUCCGUAUGCUUCCAAGAACCUCCACAAAGCCCACAUCUUCCUUCCCCACUUAGUUGCUUCAAUGGAAGAUGUGGAAGAGAGUUAUAUUAUGAUUAAGCCAGACGGGGUUCAGCGUGGGCUUGUUGGAGAGAUAAUUUCCAGGUUUGAGAAAAAGGGGUUUAAGUUGAAAGGAUUGAAGCUCUUCCAGUGCCCCAAAGAACUAGCACAGGAGCAUUAUAAAGAUUUGCAGUCCAAACCAUUUUUCCCCAAACUGAUUGACUACAUUACAUCCGGUCCUGUUGUUUGUAUGGCCUGGGAGGGUGUCGGAGUUGUUGCCUCGGCCCGGAAGUUAAUUGGAGCAACAAAUCCACUUAAUGCAGAGCCAGGCACUAUUAGAGGAGAUCUUGCUGUUCAAACUGGAAGGAAUGUGGUUCAUGGGAGUGACAGUCCUGAUAACGGCAAAAGGGAAAUAGCUCUGUGGUUCAAAGAAGGAGAACUAUGCGAGUGGACUCCAGUUCUAGAGCCAUGGCUGAAGGAAUAAUCUUCUUAUGUUGCAACUGUUAGUUUGGGCCACCUCAAAUGCAGUUCGUACUUCAUUUUUGUAUUCUAACUUAUGAGAAAUGUAACGACGCUGUUUAAUUUUCUGACUUCUGUCAUUUGCAUUCUACCAUGGUUAAAGAAAUUGUUUAUUCUUUAUUUGUGAA
Messenger RNA from Sesamum indicum (sesame), 947 nucleotides. It is a transcript of the gene NDPK2, whose product is annotated as nucleoside diphosphate kinase 2. The record is from RefSeq and is a predicted model, not a curated record. Lineage: Eukaryota; Viridiplantae; Streptophyta; Magnoliopsida; Lamiales; Pedaliaceae. Gene Ontology annotation, molecular function: nucleoside diphosphate kinase activity. Gene Ontology annotation, biological process: CTP biosynthetic process; GTP biosynthetic process; UTP biosynthetic process.